Messenger RNA from Paramecium sonneborni, 871 nucleotides. The record is from the annotation of a GenBank genome assembly. Lineage: Eukaryota; Ciliophora; Oligohymenophorea; Peniculida; Parameciidae.
AAAGAAUAUUUUUUAAAGGCAUUCAUGGCCAAUAGAUGCUAAUUUGAAAACUCGAAUGAUAUUGGUGUUUUUUCUAAACUUACAAAUUCAUAUUGCUUAGUUGCACUUGGUGGAAGUGAAAACUUCUAUUCUGUGUUUGAAUCUGAACUUGGAUUAAGUAUGCCUGUCAUUCAUUGUUCAAUUGGAGGUACAAGAAUUAUUGGAAGAUUAACAGCAGGUAUUUUGAAUGAUAAAUUAUAUAGGAAAUAAAAAUGGGCUUUUAGUUCCAAAUACAUGCACAGAUCAAGAAUUGAAAUAGAUUAGAAAUUCAUUACCGGAUGAGGUUAAAGUAUUUAAAUCAAUUAAAAUUAUAGGUUAAAAGAGUGGAAGAAAAGCUAUCAGCUCUUGGAAAUUGUAUUGCUUGCAAUGAUUAUGUUGCAUUAAUUCAUUCUGAUUUAGAUAAAGAAACUGAGGAAAUUAUAGCUGAUACUCUUGGUGUUGAAGUAUUUAGAACUACAGUGGCAUAAUAAGUCUUAGUUGGAACUUAUUGCUGCUUUAAUAAUUAAGGAGGACUUGUUCAUCCAUUAACUACUGUUGAAGAAUUGGAUGAAUUAGCUAACUUACUUUAAAUUCCAUUAUGCGCAGGAACAGUUAAUAGAGGAAGUGAUAUAAUUGCAUCAGGACUAGUUGUUAAUGAUGUUGCAGCAUUUUGUGGUAUCAAUCCAAUUAAACUUUAAUAUAGGUCUUGAUACAACAUCAACAGAAAUCACUGUUAUUGAAAAAAUAUUUAAACUAUAAGAUAAAAAUAAAUAAAAUUUAGAAGUACAAAUUCGUUAAGAUAUGAUGUAAGAAUUAGAAUGAUCAUAAAUUUACAUUUUGUUUUAUAUUAGAG